AUGCCAUUCACAUACAAGAAGGUGCUUGUGAUCGGUGCCACAUCUGGCAUCGGAAAAGCGCUGGCCACGAAACUCGUGGAAAAUGGAACGCAGGUUAUAGUUUCUGGGCGGAGAAAAGAGGAACUGGACGAUUUCGUCCAGAAACACGGCGACAACAAAGUCAAGGCAAGAGUGUUCGAUAUCACGCAUUUAGACAAGAUCCCCCAAUUUGCAUCGGAAGUGAUCACAGAGGUUCCCGACCUAGACUGCGUUUUCGUCAACUCCGGCAUUCAACGACCUUUCGAUUUCUCGAAGCCGGAGACUGUUGACUUGGACAUUCUUGACCAAGAAUUGAUUACCAACUACACGUCGGCCGUGUAUCUCACCAAGGCCUUCAUCCCCCAUCUCCAGAAGCAGCAGUCACAGGCAGCCAUUGUAUUCACCACAUCGCAAAUGGCCCUUGUGCCCAUGAUGCGCUGCCCCAAUUAUGGUGCGUCCAAGGCUGCUCUGCAUCAUUUCGUUCUCGUCUUGCGCACGCAGCUUCAGGAUGGCCCUGGCAAUGUGAAGGUACUAGAAAUAUACCCCCCUGCCGUGCAGACUGAGCUCCAUGAUACCAGGCAUCAGCCUGAUCUGAAGGACGGUCACCUGAUCGGCAUGCCUCUUCAGGAGUUUAUUGAUGAGAUGUGGGCCCGGCUUUCAAAUGGAGAGGAUCAAAUUCUGGUGGGUUCUGCAAAGGAUGUCUUCAAUGCAUUCGAGACCAAGAGGCAGGAGUUGUAUCAGCAGAUGACCGCGACACUGUCCGUGCUGUUGAAACAGUUUCUGCGCCGAAAGUCGGAUAGCUGA
Molecule: messenger RNA, 822 nt
Organism: Penicillium lagena
Lineage: Eukaryota; Fungi; Ascomycota; Eurotiomycetes; Eurotiales; Aspergillaceae
Product: putative short-chain dehydrogenase/oxidoreductase
Exons: 2
Coding region: 1-822 (273 amino acids)
Molecular function (GO): oxidoreductase activity
Source: RefSeq, a predicted model, not a curated record